AGUCUGCCGCCCGCGCCGCAGCUGAGCCGGGCGCCCCACCAUGCCGCGGGCCCCCGCGCCCCUGUACGCCUGCCUCCUCGGGCUCUGCGCGCUCGUGCCCCGGCUCCCAGGUCUCAACAUAUGCACUAGUGGAAGUGCCACCUCGUGUGAAGAAUGUCUGCUAAUCCACCCAAAAUGUGCCUGGUGCUCCAAAGAGGACUUUGGCAGCCUGCGGUCGGUCACCUCCCGGUGCGACUUGAAGGCAAACCUGGUCAGGAACGGCUGUGGCGGCGAGUUUGAGAGUCCGGUCAGCAGCACCCAGGUCCUGCGGAGCCUGCCUCUCAGCAGCAAGGGCUCCAGCCCCGCGGGGUCAGAUGUCAUCCAGAUGACGCCGCAGGAGGUCACGGUGAACCUGCGGCCUGGUGACAAGACUACCUUCCAGCUGCAGGUUCGACAGGUGGAGGAUUAUCCAGUGGACUUGUACUACCUGAUGGACCUCUCUCUGUCCAUGAAGGAUGACUUGGACAACAUUCGGAGCCUGGGCACCAAGCUUGCCGAGGAGAUGAGGAAGCUCACCAGCAACUUCCGCUUGGGGUUUGGGUCUUUUGUAGACAAGAACAUCUCUCCUUUCUCCUACACAGCGCCAAGGUACCAGACCAACCCGUGCAUUGGCAGUCAUAGUUUUGUUCCUCUCUUUCCUUCCUCAACCGACCCCAUCAACCGAGACAGUAAACACCUGAAGUCUGAAGCCAUGGACCAGCACAGCACAGAAGGUUACAAGCUAUUCCCAAACUGUGUCCCCUCCUUUGGGUUCCGCCAUCUGCUGCCUCUCACAGACAGAGUGGACAGCUUCAACGAGGAAGUUCGGAAGCAGAGGGUGUCCCGGAACCGCGACGCCCCGGAGGGCGGCUUUGACGCAGUGCUCCAGGCGGCUGUCUGCAAGGAGAAGAUCGGCUGGCGAAAGGACGCGCUGCACUUGCUGGUGUUCACAACGGACGACGUACCCCACAUCGCGCUGGACGGAAAGCUGGGUGGCCUGGUGCAGCCUCACGACGGCCAGUGCCACCUGAAUGAGGCCAACGAGUACACUGCCUCCAACCAGAUGGACUAUCCAUCCCUUGCCUUGCUUGGAGAGAAAUUGGCAGAAAACAACAUCAACCUCAUCUUUGCAGUGACGAAGAACCAUUAUAUGCUCUACAAGAAUUUUACAGCCCUGAUACCUGGAACAACGGUGGAGAUAUUACACGGAGACUCCAAAAAUAUAAUUCAACUGAUUAUCAAUGCAUACAACAGCAUCCGGUCUAAAGUGGAGCUGUCUGUCUGGGAUCAGCCUGAGGAUAUUAAUCUCUUCUUCACUGCUACCUGCCAGGACGGUGUAUCUUACCCUGGUCAGAGGAAGUGUGAAGGCCUGAAGAUCGGGGACACAGCGUCCUUUGAGGUGUCGGUGGAGGCCCGGAGCUGCCCGGGCAAACACGCGCAGCCCAUGUUCACCCUGCGGCCCGUGGGAUUCCGGGACAGCCUGGAGGUGGGGGUGACCUACAACUGCAGGUGCAGCUGCAGCACUGGGCUGGAGCCGGACAGCGCCAGGUGCAGCGGCAACGGGACUUACGUCUGCGGCCUGUGCGAGUGCAACCCCAGCUACCUGGGCACCAGGUGCGAGUGCCAGGAAGGGGAGAGCCAGAGCGGGUACCAGAACUUGUGCCGAGAAGCAGAGGGCAAGCCCCUGUGCAGCGGACGCGGGCAGUGCAGCUGCAACCAGUGCUCCUGUUUCGAGAGCGAGUUUGGGAAGAUCUACGGGCCCUUCUGCGAGUGUGACAACUUCUCCUGCGCCAGGAACAAAGGAGUCCUCUGCUCAGGCCACGGCGACUGUCACUGCGGAGAAUGCAAGUGCCAAGCAGGUUACAUCGGGGACAACUGUAACUGCUCGACAGACAUCAGUACGUGCCAGGCCAGGGAUGGCCAGAUCUGCAGUGACCGCGGGCACUGUGUCUGUGGACAGUGCCAGUGCACGGAGCCAGGGGCCUUUGGGGAGACAUGUGAGAAGUGCCCGACCUGCCUGGAUGCUUGCAGCACCAAGAGAGAUUGUGUUGAGUGCUUGCUGCUUCACUCAGGGAGCUCAGUUGACAACCAGACCUGCCAAAACCUGUGCAAGGAUGAGGUGAUCACACGGGUGGACACCAUCGUGAAAGAUGACCAGGAGGCUGUGCUUUGUUUCUACAAAACUGCCAAGGAUUGUGUGAUGAUGUUCACCUAUGCAGAGCUCCCCAGUGGGAAGUCCAACCUGACAGUCCUCAGGGAGCCAGAGUGUGGAACUGCCCCCAAUGCCAUGACCAUCCUCCUGGCCGUGGUCGGCAGCAUCAUCCUGAUUGGGCUUGCGCUCCUGGCCAUCUGGAAGCUGCUUGUCACCAUCCACGACCGGAGAGAGUUUGCAAAGUUCCAGAGUGAGCGAUCCAGGGCCCGCUACGAAAUGGCUUCAAACCCUCUGUACAGAAAGCCCAUCUCCACACACACUGUGGAUUUCACCUUCAACAAGUUCAACAAAUCCUACAAUGGCACAGUGGACUGAUGGCUCCUUCCCCUCAGAGGGCUGGAGGGGCAAGCGGUCAAGCCAGAGACGGACACGCUUUGGACAGCUGCUCGGCUUGAGCACGGUUCCCUGCACGGCCAAGCGCAGAGACCUUCCAGUGAGCCCACACAGGAAGGUGCCCGGCCGUGCCACCUGGCCACCCCUCCAAGCCCGGCGACAGUGCUCUAGGCUUUCCUCAGCACAUCCAGCUUGUCGUCUCAAUGAACUGCUGAGAUGCAGGCCGCCUCUCCCUUCCAGGAGGGCUGGGCCUCCAGUCUGGCCAGAUGAGAAGGCUCUUGGGAGUGUCAGAGUGAGUAAAACCCACACAGUCUGGCUUUGCUCCUGUUGAUCAUUUUUAAAUGAAAUAAAAUGAUCGUGCAUUUAUG
This is a messenger RNA of Kogia breviceps (pygmy sperm whale), 2931 nucleotides long. Lineage: Eukaryota; Metazoa; Chordata; Mammalia; Artiodactyla; Physeteridae. The record is from RefSeq and is a predicted model, not a curated record.